UAGUUUCUGUGUCUGUAUCUCCAAGUCUCUGCUGCUACUAGUAUUAUCAAAUCAAACUUCCAUUCAAAACUCAGAUCAAUUAAUUAGAAAAAGAAGAAAAAGAAGAUGUCGUGGCAAGCGUAUGUUGAUGAUCACUUGAUGUGCGAGAUCGAAGGUAACCACCUCUCUGCCGCCGCUAUUCUCGGUCACGAUGGCAGCAUCUGGGCUCAAUCUGCCACCUUCCCUCAGGUCAAGCCAGAGGAAGUUACUGGUAUCAUGAAUGACUUCAAUGAACCCGGGUCACUUGCACCGACUGGCUUAUACCUUGGUGGGACUAAGUACAUGGUUAUUCAAGGCGAGGCAGGAGCUGUGAUUCGAGGGAAAAAGGGACCUGGGGGUGUUACCGUUAAAAAGACAGCAAUGUCCUUGAUCAUUGGUAUCUAUGAUGAACCUAUGACUCCAGGCCAGUGCAACAUGAUUGUUGAAAGGCUUGGUGACUAUCUUCUCGACCAGGGCUUUUGAUUUUAUUUUGGAACUGAUACAGUACUAGUAAUUAAAGUUGUGGAAAGCUCCUGGAGAUGUAAACCAGUGUUUGAUGCCUGACGGCAGAUAUAAAACAAUCUUUUGAAUUGAUCCGACUUUCCCCUUGUAUUAUACUUAUCAUGAUUAAGUGUGAUGGAUAUGGGGCACUUGUUUAGUUAUUUUUUUUUCUUAUGGAGUGGUAUUUGAUGAAUGUUUUAAA
This is a messenger RNA of Erigeron canadensis, 721 nucleotides long. Its product is annotated as profilin-2. Gene Ontology annotation, molecular function: actin monomer binding. Gene Ontology annotation, cellular component: cell cortex. The transcript is spliced from 4 exons. The coding region runs from base 106 to 501 and encodes 131 amino acids. The record is from RefSeq and is a predicted model, not a curated record. Lineage: Eukaryota; Viridiplantae; Streptophyta; Magnoliopsida; Asterales; Asteraceae.